AUGAAUUUUGAAUCGUUGGCCAACGAGUUAUUACUUGAUAUAUUUGAUUAUUACUAUGUCAUUGAUCUUCUCCGUACCUUUUUUGGUCUCAAUAUUCGUAUUAACAAUCUCAUUGGCAAGUAUUUUCAAUCUCGUGUUAUGGAUUUUCGAUCGAUGUCUAAACAUGAUUUUGAUAUAAUCUGUCGAGAUUAUUUGCCAUCGUUUUUUGAUUCAGUGUCUGCAAUACAUCUGUCGGAUGAUGGCGCCACUCCACAUCAAUUAUUUUGUUUUCUGUCUCAUAACAUAUCUUUUCAUCAAUUUACUCACUUACGAUCGCUUACAUUACAUUGUGGACCGUGUAAAUCGGUUCAAAAAUCAAUUCUAUCGGAAUUAUGUCACUUAUCUUCGGAUUUAACUGAUUUGAGUCUAACCUUUGACGAUAAACCUUAUUUUCAUGGCGAAGAAAGUAUUCUUCCUUUCGUGAACAGUAUUUGGAGUCUUCCUAACCUUACCAAAUGCUACUUAUGCAUAGAAGAUUUGCCCGUAUCAACAAUCGUUUCAUUAUCUCUUACAGAUCUUACUAUUAAACGUGGUUCAUAUUCUCUUGACAAAAUUUCUCUGUUAUUCAAACAUACACCACACCUUAAAAAUCUUACUAUUCCAUCGGUGCAACUCAAUCCGGAUAAUCAAAUUGAACUACCCGUUGUCCCAUCACUAAACAUGUUAAAUACUAUAUUUAUUGCAUCGGAAGAAAAUAUGGUAGCAAAAUUUGUGGAAAAAAUGCCAAAUUUAUGUCAUUUAACAUUUCGUACGUUUGGUCUUUGCAUUGAUGGACAUCAAUUAGAAAAAAUAAUCGGUCAAAAUUUACCCAACCUGAAAGUACUGGAGUUCCGAAUGAGUCUCACACCUGAUAGACAUCUCGAUAUAAAAACACAAGUUGAUCGAUUACUCGAACCAUUUCAAAAUCCAUUUUGGAUUGAUGAACAUCGAUGGUUUAUUCAAUGUCAUUGGAUAUCAAGUAUGGACAAUGUUUAUCUCUACACUUUGCCAUACGCAUUCGAUUAUUUUGAUUUUCAUCAAUCUCUUCAAUCAAAAUCUAUUCUUAUUUAUGAUGAUGAUUUUUAUCAAUCAUAUAAUCAUGUACAUGAUCUAAUAGUACAUAGUCCCUCGGAACAGAAUGGCUUAGAUUUGAUUAAUAUUCGCUUUAACAACGUUCGUUAUCUUUUAAUCGACUCUCUUCUCAAUAAUCACUUUUUGUCCAUUAUCCCAAACUUGAAUCAUUUGGUUUACCUUGAUAUAACAAUAUUUAAUAAUGAUCCACGAUAUAAAAGUCAAUUACAAAAUUUACUCAAUCGAGCACCUCGUCUGUAUUCGUUACGUUUCGGUACAGGUAUGUCACCUUCUAAAUUCUGUGAAAAACUAGUUAUCAAUCUUAGAAGUUCAUCAGUGCGUCGAUUGAUUUUAAGAGACGUCCGACGCCAAUGGUACAAUAAUUUGCAAUGUGCUCUAUUGAGUCACUCAUCAUUAGGCGAACAAUGUGAAAUACUUGAAAUUGAUGUCGAAAAUGAGACAUGCAUAUACGAUCUUGUCGAUUCAAUGGUCAAUCUUCGAGCGUUAUAUGUUCGAUCAUGGAUAACAUCAGCUAAUAGUGCGACUGAAAAUGCAGCUGGUUUUGUACCAUACUAUGAUAAUAACGAAGUGAUUAAAACAUUUGUUAUGAUAACAGAUGAAGAAGAAAAUGCGGAUGCUUUAUUAACUGAUGGUACAUCAACACGAUUCUUUGAUUUAUAA
This is a messenger RNA of Adineta steineri, 1770 nucleotides long. Lineage: Eukaryota; Metazoa; Rotifera; Eurotatoria; Adinetida; Adinetidae. The record is from the annotation of a GenBank genome assembly.